AUGGUCUCUAUCAGGCAUUUUAUCGAUCAGUUGCCAUACAAGAUCGUAUUCGAAAAACUUACCCAAGAUAUCAAUCAUGUGAUUAUAGGUUUCUGUUGUGUGUUUGAACCCGUAUUCAAUUUCAACCCAUUUGAAGAACUGAACUCCAUUGCGCGAAUCCAAUCGUUGUUGGAAAGGAGGGAGCAGAGAGGAUUCGAUGGCUUCAUUCAGUAUAAUAUUGUGUUAAGAAUUUGUCAUUUCAGUAUAAUAUUUACAUCGUCUUCAAUCAUGGUGAAGAGCAAGAGGGAGACAGAACAUGGUAGCAUGUUCCCAACAGAAGCGGUUUAUCUGAGAGUAGUAGAUUGGAUUAGAGUUAGUUGGAUAUGGCUUUAA
Molecule: messenger RNA, 372 nt
Organism: Lactuca virosa
Lineage: Eukaryota; Viridiplantae; Streptophyta; Magnoliopsida; Asterales; Asteraceae
Source: the annotation of a GenBank genome assembly